AUGAGCGAUUCUAAAUCAUAUGUAAAUUUUUCGUGUCAGCGUUGUCUUCAACCCUUGAACCUUGACGAAUCACUAAAUAACCUAGGCGAGCAUACCAUUGCUGAUUUAACACUGCAAAUACGCAGGAAUAAUGAAGCUGACUUGGAUUUGCAAUCUGCGAGCUUGGAACACUAUGUUCCUCCAUUUCGGAUGACUGAAUCAGGCAAUGGUGCUAAUGGAUUCAUGGUGAUUUCUGAUGGUUGGGAAACAACAUCAUUAGGCCAUCAAUUGCAUGUGAAAGCUACAUUGUUUGAUCUGUUGUCAAAUAACUCCGAUGUAGAUCACCCACUUUGUGAUGAAUGUACAGACACUCUCCUAGAAUUGAUGGACAAUCAGUUACGCUUGACAGAAGCAGAAUGGAAAGACUACAAUGAUUAUUUAAAGAAGCUAGAGGAUGAUAAGGAAGAUUUAAAUUUAGAAGGGUUAGAGAAGGAAUUAGAAGAUUGGAAACAAGAGCAAGAUAGAUUAUUGCAGGAGCUAUCAGCCUUACAAAAAGAAGAAAGAGCUAUGAAAGAAGAAAUAGAAGUCCAAGAAAAGGAGAAAGAGAGGUUGGAAAAAGAACAAGACGUUUACUGGCGUGAAUACACAAAGUAUCGGAAAGACUUAAUGACUACAGAAGACCAAAUGAAGUUUUAUGAAUGCCAACUUUCAUAUACUCAGUCCCAGCUGGAGAAGUUAAAAAAGACAAAUGUGUUCAAAGCUACAUUCCAUAUAUCGGAUUCGGGUCAAUUUGGAAUUAUAAAUAACUUUAGAUUGGGUAGACUGCCUACAGCCCCCGUAGAUUGGUCUGAAAUCAAUGCGGCCUGGGGCCAAACUGUCUUACUCCUUUCUUCUUUAGCAAGAAAAAUUAAUUUCUGUUUUCAGCGCUAUCGUUUAGUUCCAUACGGUAAUCAUUCAUACAUAGAAGUGUUAGAGGAUCAAAAAGUGUUGCCAUUGUAUGGGUCAGGUGGAUUUCGUUUUUUGUGGGACACCAAAUUUGAUGCGGCUAUGGUAGCAUUUCUGGAUUGCUUACAACAAUUUAAGGAGCAAGUUGAGAAGGGCAACACUGGCUUUUGUUUACCAUAUAGAAUAGAUAAGGGAAAAAUUGAGGAUACUGCAUCUCCGCCACAUGCUUAUUCUAUCAAAAUUCAAUUUAAUUCCGAGGAGCAUUGGACAAAAGCCCUAAAGUAUAUGUUAACAAAUCUAAAAUGGGCACUGACAUGGAUUUCAUCGCAGUUUAGUGAGGAUAAAGCUGAAGAACAAUAA
This is a messenger RNA of Parnassius mnemosyne (clouded apollo), 1284 nucleotides long. The record is from the annotation of a GenBank genome assembly. NCBI's taxonomy places the organism in Eukaryota, Metazoa, Arthropoda, Insecta, Lepidoptera, Papilionidae.